This is a messenger RNA of Neocloeon triangulifer, 777 nucleotides long. Its product is annotated as histone H1-III-like. The coding region runs from base 1 to 735 and encodes 244 amino acids. Gene Ontology annotation, biological process: chromosome condensation; negative regulation of DNA recombination; nucleosome assembly. Gene Ontology annotation, cellular component: nucleus; nucleosome. Gene Ontology annotation, molecular function: nucleosomal DNA binding; double-stranded DNA binding. NCBI's taxonomy places the organism in Eukaryota, Metazoa, Arthropoda, Insecta, Ephemeroptera, Baetidae. The record is from RefSeq and is a predicted model, not a curated record. The transcript is spliced from 2 exons.
AUGGCUGAUACCGCACCCGCUGCUCCGGCACCCGCCAGCCCCACCAAGGCGAAGAAGCCGAAGGCCGCCAAGACCGGCGCCAAGAAGGUCGUGCCGACGCACCCGCCGACCGCCCAGAUGGUCAACGCCGCCAUCAAGAACCUGAAGGAGCGUGGAGGCUCUUCUCUGCAGUACAGAACUCGCUGGGAGUGGGUGGGAAAAGGAGAUUUUUUCCGGGAAUGGGACUCCUCGGGAGAAAAAUUUACUCCCGAUGGACUCACUACUCUGCAGGCCAUCAAGAAGUACAUCGCCGCCACGUACAAGAUCGACGCCGAGAAGCUGGCUCCGUUCAUCCGAAAGUACCUCAAGUCUGCCGUCACCGCCGGCAAACUGGUACAGACCAAGGGCAAGGGCGCGUCCGGCUCGUUCAAGCUGAGCGCCGCCGCCGCCGCCCCGAAGAAGGAAAAGGCCGUCAAGCCCAAGAAGCCGGCCGCCGAGAAGAAGGCCAAGAAGCCCAAGAGCCCCAAGAAGACCGCCGUCAAGAAGGUGACCAAGCCGAAGAAGACCGUGGCCGAGAAGAAGCCCGCCGCCGCCAAGAAGGUGGUCGCUGCCAAGAAGCCAAAGUCCCCGAAGAAGGACAAGAAGCCCAAGGUUGCCGCCGCCAAGCCCAAGACCCCCAAGGUUAAGAAGGUCGUCGCCAAGAAGCCCGCAGCCAAGAAAGCCGCCCCCAAGAAGGCUGCCACAAAGAAGGCCUAAGCCACUCGUCAAUUCCCCCCUAAAUCGGCCCUUUUCAGGGCC